AUGCGCGCUGCAGCAUCGUUCCUGCGUGGGACCGAAGACAAGAAGCCCGUGAAGGAGCUGAAAUUGACCGCCUUGGGCGAGGCCAUUGGGAUCGUGGCCUCGGUGGCAGCGCGGUGCGAGAAGGAGGAGCUGGGAUCGAUCAAGGAGGCGUGA
This is a messenger RNA of Durusdinium trenchii, 153 nucleotides long. The record is from the annotation of a GenBank genome assembly. Lineage: Eukaryota; Dinophyceae; Suessiales; Symbiodiniaceae.